UGUUCUUAUGUGGACAACAGCCAAGUACGUCGAACAACAACCGAUGACCUGGCAGAACACAACACACACUCGCGUUGGCGAUGGCUUAGCGAUGACCGGGCGCUUCUCUAUUGUGGAGCAGAGGCGGAACUGUGGAUGAUCCCAUUAUAUCUUUCUUGUCCCAUUGUUCCCGAUAAUGUCAAGUAUAAAGACCAAGCCACGGCAUGGAUUUUGUACUCGUCGUGUUCAUACCAAUCUCGUCAGUGACGAAGUGGACUAUCCUUCUUUUGCUUCACCCUCUUUGCUUCUAACUUACGACCCGGCAUUGACUGCCAUUCCUCACAAGCUGGUCUUAGGCAGAUACUCGAAACACUCCGUCAUCGCUUAAGUCGAUAACCUUCCAGUACAUCUACGCCAUGAAGCUUUCCGUUCUUGCAACUCUCGUACUCUCUUCCUUCACCGUCGCUCUUCCGAGCCUCAAGCGCCGCGCGGGAAGCUUUGUAUUGCAGAAUGGUAUUGACGCGAUCAAUUUGAACAACCAGUUCAAGUCGCUGACUGCAUCCUCGCCAUGCACCUCUGGCAAUGCAUGUGUCAACGGCGAAUUUGCUCAGUGCGUCAAUGGGCAGUACGUCCUCACUUCAUGUGGCUCAGGUUUAAUUUGCGCUGCGCUUCCUCUUGUUAACUCUGCUGGAACCAGCAUCACUUGCACCACUCAAGCAGACCUGAACUCACGUAUUGCUGCCACUGGCGCAACUGCCAACGGAACAACCACAACCACGACAGGCAGUCCCUCCAAUGUCACCACUACGUCUAGCUCAGUUCUUACAGCUACUACAACAGCAGGCUCUGGAUCGAGUUCCAACUCAAGUGCUCAAGCCUCCCUAACGCUGCUGUCAAGCGUUGUCGCUCCUGGUUUUGCUCAGAAUGGUCAGAACACAAACACCUCUGAGGCUGGCGAAUUUCCCUCUUUGACCUCCAACAACAACUUCAUCAACUAUUGUGCCACUUUGACCAAUCUCCCUAUUACGAAUGGCCAACAGAAAAAAAACGGUUCUUGCAACCCCGCUCCCAUGGGUGCCAUCCCUUCCACCUCGAAUAUGCCCAGCGCAAAGUUUGUCACUCCCAACAACCUAGCUGUUCUUCCAGCGAACACCACUUUCCAGGUGACGCUGGCGAUGAAGGGACUGCAGACUGGGUUCUUCGUUAAUCCGGACACCAAUUACUUUGCCGCUCCCCAGCAAAUCGACCCUACAUCUGGGCAAAUUCAAGGUCACGCCCACAUUGUUAUUGAGGCGCUUCAAUCCCUUACGCAGACCACCCCAACCGACCCCACCAAGUUUGCAUAUUUCCUUGGUAUGAAUAGCAAGGCGGAUGCAAAUGGUCAACUUUAUGCCAACAUCACUGGCGGUUUGCCUGAGGGGACGUACAAGAUGUCCACCAUUAUCAGCGCGAUGAACCAUCAACCAGUCCUUGUCGCUGUGGCGCAGCACGGAGCAUUGGAUGAUCAGAUCUACUUCACGGUUGUUGCCUCUGGCCAGAAUGGCACGACCACGACAACGACGUCCAUUGGUAGCUCGCCGCUUCCUUCGACUGCUUCAAAUGUCUCUUCUGUGUCUACGAGUUCCAGCACGCCCGCAACCACGAGCGCCGCGCCCACCACAAACUGCGCAUAACGUGGCGGUACUGCUCACGACCUUAUAGCAAGGCUCAACUGGCUUGAGUCCAGAUUGCCGCUUUCCUUGCAUUUGCAUUCGGACCAUAACUGAUGGAAUUUACGUCGCACGAUUCAUAGUGAGCAAGGUUGCUCUCAUCAAUUUCAGUGUAGCGAUUAUAGUGCUAUGUACAACCAGUAUGUUUUUUUAGGUCAUUAGCUUAUAUCAAAUAGUUCUAUCACUCUUUAAAUGAGAUGGCUUUGAUACAAAUUAGAACUGUAUAUAAAUUUGCGAGGCUCAUCAGGCGGAGUGCCGCCUACUCCAUUACGAG
Molecule: messenger RNA, 1962 nt
Organism: Suillus clintonianus
Lineage: Eukaryota; Fungi; Basidiomycota; Agaricomycetes; Boletales; Suillaceae
Exons: 4
Coding region: 396-1652 (418 amino acids)
Source: RefSeq, a predicted model, not a curated record